AUGCCCCCAACCAAGAGCAUAUCAGUAUCCCUCCACCCCGCCCUCCCCACCGACGCCCCCACCCUCGACGAAAUCCACAGCAAAGCCUUCCCCAACGACCUCCUCCUGGAGGUCAUGUACGGCCCCCGUGAAGAAAACACCGUAGGCCUAGCUCAGGACCUAGAGAAAGCUAUCCGGGAAAACCCCAACGCCCGAUUUACGAAGGCCGUUGAUGACGAGUCGGGCCGGGUUGUCGGGUGGUCGUGGUGGAUUAUCUAUCGCGAUGCAGAGGCCCAUGUAAAGGCGGAGCAGGAGGCGGUUAAGAAGCGUGCUACGCCGCCGCCGAGGUCGAUUUGUCCAAGGGCGUGCUUGGAGUAUCGGCAGUUGGUGGUGGAGAAGAGGGAGAGGUGGAUUGGGGGGAGGGGGGUCGCUAGUGAGUUUCUAUUUCUUUCCUUUCUUCUUUUGGCUUUUUGGGGUUUGGUGGCGUUGUUGUUGUCUUGUGGGAGGAGUGGGUGGGUAUGUCUGACAGAUAUAAUAUAG
Molecule: messenger RNA, 519 nt
Organism: Aspergillus oryzae RIB40
Lineage: Eukaryota; Fungi; Ascomycota; Eurotiomycetes; Eurotiales; Aspergillaceae
Exons: 1
Coding region: 1-519 (172 amino acids)
Source: RefSeq, a predicted model, not a curated record